Molecule: messenger RNA, 2407 nt
Organism: Acipenser ruthenus (sterlet)
Lineage: Eukaryota; Metazoa; Chordata; Actinopteri; Acipenseriformes; Acipenseridae
Product: kelch-like protein 40
Exons: 6
Coding region: 206-2017 (603 amino acids)
Molecular function (GO): protein binding
Source: RefSeq, a predicted model, not a curated record
GCUUUGUGCAGCCCGAGCUAUAAAUAAAACCAGGCUGGGCUUUCUGAAGAAAACGGACAGCUGGGCCUGCCAGUGAUCCUGCUUCCUGCAGCUUACAGCGGUCUGAGCAAGCGCACUUCUCCUUUCUCAGCUCAGCUACAGCACUGUUGGAUCAAGAGGACUAGGAAGUGCAUUACCACCUCAAUUAAAGAACACCACCACCAACAUGGCUCUGCCCACAGACCCGGCAGAAGAGCUACGCAUAUACCAGCAAACCCUUCUUCAAGACGGACUCAACGACUUGCUGGAAAAUGACAAGUUUGUCGACUGUACCUUAAAAGUCAAGGACAAGAAAUUUCCCUGCCACCGGCUCGUGCUGGCAGCUUGCAGUCCUUACUUCCGAGCCAUGUUCCUGUCUGAAAUGGAGGAGAGCAAGCAAAAGGAGAUAGUUCUGGAAGAUGUGGAACCUGAAGUGCUGGGGAGGAUCCUGAAGUACAUCUACACGUCAGAGAUUGAGAUAACUGAGCAGAACGUCCAGGACAUCUUCUCUGCGGCCAACAUGUUUCAGGUGCCCUCCGUCUUCACUGUGUGUGUUUCCUUCUUGCAGAAGAGGCUCAGCUUGAGUAACUGCCUGGCUAUCUUCAGGCUUGGCUUGAUGCUGGAUUGCGCCCGGCUAGCCAUAGCUGCCAGGGAUUUUAUCAGUGAUCGCUUCCAGCUGAUAUCAAGAGACCAGGACUUUGAGCAGCUAUCAGCCAGCGAGCUGGCUGCCAUCAUCUCGGGCGACUCCCUGAACGUUGAGAAAGAAGAAAUCGUCUUUGAGGCCGUUAUGAAGUGGGUCUCUAAUGACAAGCAGAACAGGCUUGCAAGUCUGACCGAUCUCUUUGACUGUGUCCGUUUCCGUUUGAUACCCACAAAUUACUUUGCGAGCAAUGUGGAAACGCACGAGCUCAUCAAGUCCACCCCGGAGCUUGUCAAGAAGCUGCAGAUGGUGAAAGACGCCCAUGAGGGCAAGCUUCCGGACGUGAAGCAGACAGUAGAUGAGAAGACCGUGGCUGAGGAAGAGGAGGAACAUCCUCUCCCAGGCAUCCUGAAUGAUAACAUGCGCUUCGGCAUGUUCCUUAAAGACUUGCUGUUCAUGGUCAGUGACACAGGAGCGGUGGCCUAUGACCCCUUAGGAAAUGAAUGUUACGUUGCCUCAUUAUCAAAACAGAUUCCUAAGAAUCACUGCAGCUUGGUGACAAAGGAGAACCAGAUAUUUGUGGCUGGUGGAAUCUAUUACAAUGAAGAGGACAAGGAAGACCCGCUCAGGUCCUACUUCUUACAGUACGACCACCUGGACUCGGACUGGCUGGGGAUGCCCCCUCUGCCUUCACCCCGCUGCCUGUUCGGUCUGGGGGAGGCGGAGAACUCCAUCUUCGUCAUCGGAGGAAAGGAACUGAAGGAGGGAGAGCGGACGCUGGAGACCGUCAUGUGCUACGACAGACAGUCUUUCAAGUGGGGAGAAUCAGACCCUCUUCCAUACGCCGUGUACGGGCAUGCAGCCGUGUCACACAGCGGACUGGUCUACGUGAUCGGAGGCAAAGGGGACAGCAAAAAAUGCCUGAAGAGGGUGUGCGUCUAUGACUCCAGGAAGUUUGAGUGGAAGGAGCUGGCCCCUCUGAAGAUGGCUCGCUCUCUGUUUGGCGCCACUGUUCAUAGUGGCAAGAUCUACGUGGCGGCAGGGGUGACGGACACCGGGCUCACCAAUACUGUGGAGGUGUAUGACGCUGUCACAAACAAAUGGGAAGCCUUCGUAGAAUUCCCUCAGGAGCGCAGCUCCAUGAAUCUCAUCAGCCUGGCUGGCAAUCUCUAUGCAAUCGGAGGAUUUGCCAUGAUGCCAAACGAGGCUGAAGAGCUGGUUCCGACAGAAAUGAAUGACAUUUGGAAGUAUGAAGAGGACACCAAGCAAUGGACGGGAAUUCUGCGUGAGAUUCGCUAUGCUUCCGGAGCCACCGUGGUGCCUGUGCACAUGAACACUCUGAGACUCACCAAGAUGUAGAGACAGCGUCAACACGAACCAUCACUUAUAAUGAACACUCUGAGACUCACCAAGAUGUAGAGACAGCGUCAACACGAACCAUCACUUAUUAAUGAACACUCUGAGACUCACCAAGAUGUAGAGACAGCGUCAACACGAACCAUCACUUAUUAAUGAACACUCUGAGACUCACCAAGAUGUAGAGACAGCGUCAACACGAGCCAUCACUUAUUAAUGAACACUCUGAGACUCACCAAGAUGUAGAGACAGCGUCAACACGAACCAUCACUUAUUAAUGAACACUCUGAGACUCACCAAGAUGUAGAGACAGCGUCAACACGAACCAUCACUUAUUAAUGAACACUCUGAGACUCACCAAGAUGUAGAGACAGCGUCAACACGAACCAUCAC